UGUCGUCUGUGGAAAGGACCUAGAAUCACUUGCAGGAUGCCGGAGCCAGAAGGAGUCCUUCAUAAGCUGUACCUAGAGCGGGAGCUUCCACCCAAAGUCGCCGAAGUAGCUCGUGUACAUGGGGAAGAUCCAGACCGAACCAGCCUGUUCAUCGAGGAGCUGCGCGACAUGAUAUAUGAAAAAGGUGACUGCGUACCUCACCGAGUUGAUGAUGAUUAUUUGAUCAAAUUUUUACGCGCUCGCUUCUGGAAUGUACCCAACGCCUACAAUCUGAUGGUUCGCUACUACGGUUUUCGAGAGAGCAAUCCGGAGUUCUACGACAACGUCGACCCGAUGUCCUUGCGAUGCCUCGGGGAUGAUGACAUCAUUAGCAUUUCGCCCUACCGCGAUCAGGAGGGACGUCGUGUGAUUUUCUUCAAAUUCGGCAAAUGGCGACCUUCCAAGAUUCCGAUUGUGGAUUUGUUCCGGGCAACCAUGCUGCUGCUGGAGGUGGGAUCGUUGGAACCCCAGUCUCAGGUGCUGGGAGGUGUGGGCAUUAUGGACCUGGAGGGUCUAACGCUGAACCAUGCCUGGAACCUCACACCCACCGUAGCUCAGAAGAUGUUGGCUUUGUUGGCCACCAGCAUGCCGCUGCGUACGAGCCAGAUUCAUAUCGUCAACCAGGGUUGGGUGUUCGAUACGGCAUUCCAGAUCUUCAAACCGUUGCUGACGGAGAAGAUGCGCCAGCGGUUGUUCUUCCACGGUACGGAUAGGGCUUCACUGCAUAAGUACGUCGAUCCGGAGGCGCUACCGGAACGUUACGGUGGCACGAAACCGGAGUACCCGUACACGUAUUGGUUGGAGCAUUUGAGUCGGAACGAGCAAGUUGUAGAGGAGCUGCAACAGCUGGGCUACGUAUCUGACCCACUGCUGGAGUCCUGAUAAUCGAUGACAGCGGAUCGUACUGCAACGAUUGGAGAGAAUGUUCGUACAAGUUGAUGUUGGGAUGUCCUGGAGGCUAGGCAGGCUUGGGGAGCACCGGAUAGAAGCCAGCAUAUUAGCUAUAAUCAGUCAAUUAGGAGAUCAAACCUAUCAGAUAGCGUGAUAUAGAUUUUUUUCACGAAAGUACAUAGCACAUAAGAACAUAAAACUGUAUUUUUAUGGCCACCAUCGAAUAAAUAGUAAUACUUUUACUGAAAUGAAAUUAAC
Messenger RNA from Anopheles nili, 1188 nucleotides. Its product is annotated as alpha-tocopherol transfer protein-like. Lineage: Eukaryota; Metazoa; Arthropoda; Insecta; Diptera; Culicidae. The transcript is spliced from 2 exons. The record is from RefSeq and is a predicted model, not a curated record. Gene Ontology annotation, cellular component: membrane. Bases 37 to 921 code for a protein of 294 amino acids. Gene Ontology annotation, molecular function: phosphatidylinositol bisphosphate binding.